Molecule: messenger RNA, 213 nt
Organism: Funneliformis caledonium
Lineage: Eukaryota; Fungi; Glomeromycota; Glomeromycetes; Glomerales; Glomeraceae
Source: the annotation of a GenBank genome assembly
GAUUGGAAAUGGUAUGAUGCAAAGAUGAAAGAAGGGGAUAAUGUUACUAUUCAUCUGAAUAUAAGCACAGUUAAUAAAAGGAGAAAAAGCAAAUGCUCAUUUUCUAUUAAUGGGUCUAAAAAGCCUGUGGUUUCCGCACGAGGAUGGGAUGAUAUUCCUUUUCAAGUUUAUCCUAGUAAAUUGCGUAUAGAACCUGUAUCACAGUAUGAAUAA